UCCCACAAGCUAUAAAACCCAACCAUACUGAAACACUCAGACAGAAACCACACGUGGAUCUGUGCUCUGAGGGAGAGAGAGAGAGAGAGAGAGAGAGAGAGAGAAAGAGAGAAAUAGAAGAGAAGAGGGAAGGCGGACGUGGACGUGAGCCGGAGAGGGGACACGCCAGAGAGGACUGGAGCAACGAAGAGAGAUUUACAAACAGCUGGAAGAGGAGGAAAACCACGCAGAUCUGAAAGUAGGAACAGCCUUCAGAAGAAAGUCUGUAUUGCUUUUAAACUUAUUCUCUUCUACAGAAAGAGAAUAAAGUCCACAUGGGACUCUGAAGACAGAGCCAUGCCACAGUGGAGUUGGCUUAAGGCACAGGACUAGGCUGGGACAGUGGCUCAACUUCUGUUUGAGCAGUGAGUUUCAUCACUUCCAUACGAAUCUAUGCAUGCGUGAGAAACACAACGAACUGCAGAGGUACUACCAGUCAGUGACAAUAACACUCAGAUACGAGUAGAGGAGUUGAAGAUGUCUUUUGCCAUGGUGCGUCCAGCACCCAGCCGAUACCUGUACUCAGAGAUCUCCAUGAUGUCCGAGGAUGAGGAGAAUGGCAGCGAGAGCUCGGGCUCGGACGACCGCUCCUUCCGCCUGGACACCUCAGGCUACGAGAUCAAGGUGGGCACCCGCAAGCGCAAGCCUGGCGGAGGGGCCGGAGGUGGCGCGAACGGAGGCGGGCGACUCGGGUUGGAGCCUCCACCGAUGAUGGCGGGCGCCGCCCCGCCGCGAAACGCGGCGAACGCCCGGGAGAGGGACCGCACCAACAGUGUCAACACGGCCUUCACCGCCCUCCGUACCCUCAUCCCCACUGAGCCAGCCGACCGCAAGCUGUCCAAGAUCGAGACACUUCGGCUGGCCUCCAGCUACAUCUCCCACUUGGGCAACGUGCUGCUGGUCGGGGAGACUUGUGGGGACGGUCAGCCCUGUCACAGUGGUGGCCCCUCGGCUAACUCCUACUACCACCACCAUGGCUCACCCGCCCGUGACACAGAAAAUUCUCAGCCCAAACAGAUCUGCACCUUCUGCCUCAGCACCCAGAGAAAAAUGAGCAAAGACAGAGACAGAAAAACAGCCCUGAGAAGCUAAUGAAGCCUUCGGCCGGAGUGAAGACCCCCACGGCUAACCACAAACUUGACAUUCUUAUUGUGUAUAUAUGCAAAUAUCAAUUCAUAUUUAAUAUGUCAAAAAAAAAAGGAAUAAAUGGAGAAAGAAAGACAGAAAAAGAAACGUUGGGCCUUAAGGACCACAGUUUGCUGUGGACUUCAUAGCAGUAACAUAUUCACAGUUAGUUCUUUUGUGCCAGAGCACAGCGGUGAUUUUUGGUUUCAUCUCAAAAAUGUCCUAAUCUACGAUGGGAGACUGCGUCACUACAUCCACAGGAGAAGGUUCUACCAAAGGACACCUAACAAAAAAAAACUUACAAAAAGGUACGCUACCAUGAACUUACAAAAUGGACUUGGACUUGUGACUGACAAUACUUUCAUACAAACAUGAAGGAUGCUACAGCACAUGAAAAGCAGAAAUAAGAAAGGCCAGCUGACAGCGGGAUCACAAACUUGAAAUGGUGGACCAAACUGAUAGCAACAAGGAAGGAAGUUUGUACAUUUUUCUGACUGAUUCUUAAUUGUGUUUGCUUAAAACAUGAACAAUUAGGCCUAAGCCCACACUAUCUAAAACUACAGACAUAGUAUUGAAUGUGCUGUAUAAUAUUUUGUAUGAACUUGGUUUUAAUAAAAUAUAAGAUAUAAAUGAAUAAUGAAAGAUUCGUCCUUUACAUGUGUGAACAAAUGUACGGAUGUCAUUAUAAUAGCAAAAAUACUUUUUAUAAACUUUUGAAGAAAUACUUCUUCAAGCAAGGAAAAAAACCCAGUACCAGUACAUUACAGUGGCAAUGCCAGGAUCAAGGCUGCACUGAACUCCAGAUCG
Molecule: messenger RNA, 1971 nt
Organism: Clupea harengus (Atlantic herring)
Lineage: Eukaryota; Metazoa; Chordata; Actinopteri; Clupeiformes; Clupeidae
Gene: scxa
Product: scleraxis bHLH transcription factor a
Biological process (GO): regulation of transcription by RNA polymerase II; developmental process
Molecular function (GO): RNA polymerase II transcription regulatory region sequence-specific DNA binding; DNA-binding transcription factor activity, RNA polymerase II-specific; protein dimerization activity
Source: RefSeq, a predicted model, not a curated record